GCGAGGCGCGAGCAGGGCGCGUCGGCGCCUCGGCCAGGAUGGGGGUCCCCGGAACCCGGAGCUGAGCGACCGAGCGCCCGGCGAGCAGGGCGCGCGGAGGAGGCGAGCCUGGCUGUUCCUCCAGGAGCGCAACACCGUUCCGCGCGGCCACCAUGAUCCCUCCGAGCGGCGCCCGCGAGGACGGCGUGGACGGGCUGCCCAAGGAGGCGACGCGCACCGAGCAGCCGCCCUCUCCUGCAUCCACCAGCAGCCAGGAAUCCAAGCUCCAGAAACUAAAACGAUCACUUUCUUUCAAGACCAAGAGUUUACGGAGCAAAAGUGCCGACAACUUCUUCCAGAGAACCAACAGUGACGACGCGAAGUUGCAGGCAGAUGUGCUGGCUGAGGUCAGCCCCAGCUCCAGCCCGCUCCCCGCUCCUGGAAGCCUGACAUCCACGCUCACCAGGGCUGGUCUGCACCCAGGCAGCGGCAAGGCCCAUGCCUUUCAGGAACACAUCUUCAAGAAGCCCACUUUCUGCGACGUCUGCAACCACAUGAUUGUGGGAACCAACGCUAAGCAUGGACUGCGCUGCAAGGCCUGUAAGAUGAGCAUCCACCACAAGUGCACGGAUGGCCUAGCACCCCAGCGGUGUAUGGGCAAGCUGCCAAAGGGAUUUCGGCGUUACUACAGCUCUCCCUUGCUCAUUCAUGAACAGUUUGGAUGCAUUAAAGAAGUUAUGCCCAUUGCCUGUGGCAAUAAGGUGGACCCUGUCUACGAGACCCUCCGUUUCGGCACCUCCCUGGCCCAGAGGACGAAGAAGGGCAGCUCCGGCAGUGGCUCUGAUUCUCCUCACAGAACCUCUACGUCAGAUCUCGUGGAAGUUCCUGAAGAAGCUGACGGACCAGGAGGCGGGUACGACCUAAGAAAACGCAGCAACAGCGUGUUUACGUAUCCUGAAAAUGGCACUGACGAUUUCAGAGACCAAGCAAAGGACAUAAACCACCAGGGACCUCUUUCCAAAGACACAUUACAGAUGAACACCUACGUUGCCUUGUACAAAUUCGUACCACAGGAGAACGAAGAUUUGGAAAUGAGACCAGGAGACAUGAUUACUCUUCUAGAGGAUUCCAAUGAAGACUGGUGGAAAGGGAAAAUUCAAGACAGGAUUGGCUUCUUUCCAGCCAACUUUGUUCAGAGAGUACAACAAGAUGAGAAGAUUUUUAGAUGUGUUAGAACCUUCAUUGGGUGUAAGGAACAGGGACAGAUAACACUGAAAGAGAACCAGAUCUGUGUGACUUCUGAAGAAGAACAAGAUGGCUUUAUCAGAGUUCUCAGUGGAAAGAAGAGAGGCCUCGUCCCCCUCGAUGCCCUAGAGAAUAUCUGA
Trichechus manatus latirostris (Florida manatee) is the source of this 1364-nucleotide messenger RNA. RefSeq names its product SH3 and cysteine rich domain (gene STAC). Bases 153 to 1364 code for a protein of 403 amino acids. The transcript has 11 exons. The record is from RefSeq and is a predicted model, not a curated record. NCBI's taxonomy places the organism in Eukaryota, Metazoa, Chordata, Mammalia, Sirenia, Trichechidae. Gene Ontology annotation, molecular function: transmembrane transporter binding. Gene Ontology annotation, cellular component: extrinsic component of cytoplasmic side of plasma membrane. Gene Ontology annotation, biological process: positive regulation of voltage-gated calcium channel activity; skeletal muscle contraction; positive regulation of protein localization to plasma membrane.